CGAAACAAUAGCAUACAGUCGUACCCGAUUGAGCCAUACAUCCUCCCCACGCGCCUCUAUGCAGGGGCGGUUUACAACAGCCUCAGAAAAUCCAUAAUGUAUAUGGGCGGCUUCACGGAAUAUAUGAUAUGGAUACCAGAAACCUACCUCAAUGAGUACAUUCCUGCCAAUAGAAUAUGGUCCAACUUUACCACGACUGGCGAAUAUCCUUCUCCAAGAAGCGAUCACUGCAUGGCUGCCAGUGAGGAUGGCAAAACUAUCGUCGUCUUUGGAGGCAGGGUGCCUCCCAAGCCAACCUCGAGUGGUACUAGCGACUUUACCGGCUCUUUGUACAUACUGGACGUGCUCUCGGGAAAUUGGACCCAGGGAGUCAGCUCGAGUCCAAGGCUUUACAUGGCGUGCAUUAUUAUAGGCGAUCAGUUCCUGGCAUGGGGAGGCUAUGACGGCGUCGGUACUGUGUCCGCUACACCAAUCAUCUUUGAUUUGACGAGGCGCCAAUGGGUACAAUCGUAUGCUGCCCCAGCAUACUAUGCGAAUACGCCCGAAACUAUCUCUAGCACGGGCACAUCGGCGACCUCGACAUCGUCUUCACCGCCAAUUCCUUCGUCAUCCUCAACAAACCUGCCAGCCAUCAUGGGGGGAACAUUUGGCGCACUCUUUAUGAUCGCCUUAUCUGGGCUCAUUUACCUGUGUAUGAAGAGAAAAAGCGACAAAGUGAAGUACGAGACACUGGCGCAGCAGAGGAUCACAAACCAGGCAGAGGGUACCAAUAAUCCAAAUACGAACGUCGACAAGACGGAUAUGGGUGCCUAUAAGCACUAUCGUUCCAACGACUCACAAACACGCAACCCACAGGUCCUGCCAUCUGGAUUCCCCUACUCUAGACGCGAUCCCCAAGACGCGAUUGCCAUGGGCCUUCUUUACAAGCAGAGCAUACACCAGGGCUCGCAGUCAGCCCAUUACUCAUCCCAUAUGAAGGCUCCGGCAUAUUCACCUUCAAAUCUCCCCAACCCGCUGUUCGUAUCAACAUCAUACAAGGCAGCACCAUUGAUACCAACGACAACGCACUUUUCGAACGCAUUCAUUCCGGUUAUGACCCCAACCAGUCCAGUGGUCCUCACCCCUCAUGCAUAUACUUACUAUCCCGGUGGAGAGAUCUCUGCCACCCACGCGCCACGACACUUAGUCUACGACCCUAGAAAUAGGGCCUCCACAUCAGGGUCCGAAACUACAGUCGUCCUUAAUACGGGCGACUAUGACACCAUAGGCGCAAUACUACCAAACUCGCAUCCUCAUCGCACCACAUCGGGCAGUUUUGUGCCUGGCAUGAGGGAGUACACAGACGAUGAUGGCCUACUGAACUCAAGGCCUUCAACUCCGCAAACACCACCAUAUAAUUGGAAAUAAAGUAUGUCAAUGCAUCCGUCAAAGCUAUGCAAACUGUGUUA
Molecule: messenger RNA, 1448 nt
Organism: Gamsiella multidivaricata
Lineage: Eukaryota; Fungi; Mortierellomycota; Mortierellomycetes; Mortierellales; Mortierellaceae
Exons: 3
Coding region: 97-1407 (436 amino acids)
Molecular function (GO): protein binding
Source: RefSeq, a predicted model, not a curated record